AUGGAAAAUAUUAACAUUGGGAAAAACAAUAAUGAAUUAAAAAAAAUAGAAGACGAAAAAAAACUAGUAACAGGACAGAACUUAAAUUUAUUAAUAGGGGAUUUGAAAAUGAUGACAGCAUAUGAAAUGUCAUCAGAAUGGAAAGAUACAAAUAUGAUGAAUGAAUGUUUUAAUAAUUUUUCAUGGUUUGAUUCAAGAAUACUUAAAAAUAUACAAAACUAUUUAAAUGCUGAUGAAGUAGAAAGAUCAAAAAUCGACUAUGCAUAUAAUGCUUUAUUCCCUAAACCAAUUGAUAUAAAAGAUACAAAAUUAAAUAUGAUGUCACUAUGGAUUAAAUCAAGAAUACAUUACAACAAUACUUUUUUCCCUUUACAUUUAUCUGAAUAUGAUUUAUAA
Messenger RNA from Plasmodium vinckei vinckei, 396 nucleotides. RefSeq names its product conserved Plasmodium protein, unknown function. The transcript has a single exon. NCBI's taxonomy places the organism in Eukaryota, Apicomplexa, Aconoidasida, Haemosporida, Plasmodiidae. The record is from RefSeq and is a predicted model, not a curated record. The coding region runs from base 1 to 396 and encodes 131 amino acids.